CGCGGAGGUCACAUGACCUAAUCAAGGCAUGAUGGCAACGGAGAAACAGGAAGUGAGAGACGCAGAGACAAUAAGGAGAGCCGGGUGAUCGGGAGAGACAGCUGGACAGCAGAACUACCCGGAAUGAGCGAGCGCCAGAGAGGAUCCUCGUCUACUUCACAGAGAUCUCAUCUCAGAGACCCCGCAGCUGGCAGGGAGACAGGCGUGUAAACACGCAGGAGAGCGCUGCACGCAGUCUGUCGAGGCGGCGGUUUCCAUUAAGAAGGCGUCAUGGCGGCGAGACACGCUCCGGAUGCAGCCCCCUUCCUCACCCAAGCGGACAAUACGGAGGACGAGUCUGUGAAGGAGAGCGAGAGGCGCGAGUCGAGCGAGGAGGACGAGGAUGAGGGGGGAGGGGGGGAGACGCACCUGGUGACGGGGAUCACGUACCGGCACUCCGUCCUCAUCGUCUGCGUCCUCGUCUACAUCAACCUCCUCAAUUACAUGGACCGAUUCACCGUGGCAGGUGUACUCCCUGAUAUCGCCAGCGACUUCGGCAUCCGGGACAGCGACUCGGGAUUAGUCCAGACAGUAUUUAUCUGCAGUUACAUGGUGUUGGCGCCGGUGUUCGGUUACCUAGGCGAUCGGUACAACAGGAAAUACAUCAUGUGCGUCGGCAUCUCCUUCUGGUCGGUCGUCACCCUGAGCAGCUCCUUCGUCCCAAAAGAGCACUUCUGGCUGUUCCUCCUGACCCGGGGGCUGGUGGGAGUCGGGGAGGCGAGUUACUCCACCAUCGCCCCCACGCUCAUCGCUGACCUCUUUGUCGCCGACCAGCGCAGCCGCAUGCUCUCCUUCUUCUAUUUAGCGACGCCUGUCGGCUGCGGCCUCGGGUACAUCGCUGGAUCCAAGGUGGCCGUGGCUGCCAACGAUAAUUGGCACUGGGCUUUGCGGGUAACUCCAGCAAUGGGGCUCCUCGCUGUCAUUCUGCUGCUGCUGGUCGUUAAAGAGCCCCCCAGGGGGGCCGUGGAGAGGAAGACGGACAGCCCGCUCCCGUACACCUCCUGGUGGGCCGAUAUCAAGGCUCUGCUCGGCAACCGCAGCUUUGUCCUCUCCACCUUCGGCUUCACCACCGUAGCGUUCGUCACGGGGUCCCUGGCCCUCUGGGCGCCGACGUUCUUGAUUCGCUCGCGGAGGGUCUUGUACAGCCACGAGCCGUGUCAGACCGCCAUGUGUGACUCCGAUGACAGUAUGAUUUUUGGGGUGAUCACCUGUGUGACCGGUCUCUUGGGGGUCGGAGCCGGCGUGGAGAUCAGCAGGCGUUACCGGAAAGUGAAUCCUCGAGCCGACCCGUUAGUCUGCGCCGCCGGCCUCCUCUGCUCGUCGCCCUUCCUGUUCCUGUCCGUUGUCUUUGCUGACAAAAGCCUCGUUGCCACCUACGUUUUUAUCUUCAUCGGUGAGACUCUGCUGUCCUUGAACUGGGCGAUAGUGGCCGACAUAUUGCUGUACGUGGUCAUCCCUACGAGGCGUUCCACGGCCGAGGCGCUGCAGAUCGUGAUGUCGCAUCUACUGGGCGAUGCUGGAAGUCCGUACCUCAUCGGGGUGAUCUCUGACCAGGUCCGCAAAGGGAAGCCGGAUUCCUUCCUGCUGCAGUUCCGCAGUUUGGGGUACGCGCUGAUGCUCUGCGCGUUUGUUGGGGUGAUCGGCGGCGGCUUCUUCCUGGCGACGGCUCUCUUCAUAGAGAAAGAUCGCAGGAAGGCUCAGCUUUACUCUCAAGGUGUGCUGGCGGUGGAGAGCAGUGAUGAAGAUCGGAUCGUUGUCCCCAAACGCGGACGGUCGACUAAGGUCCCGGUCUCCAGCGUCCUGAUCUAAGCGGCUGCAGAAAGGGUCACCG
This is a messenger RNA of Spea bombifrons (plains spadefoot toad), 1870 nucleotides long. It is a transcript of the gene SPNS1, whose product is annotated as SPNS lysolipid transporter 1, lysophospholipid. Gene Ontology annotation, molecular function: transmembrane transporter activity. Gene Ontology annotation, cellular component: membrane. NCBI's taxonomy places the organism in Eukaryota, Metazoa, Chordata, Amphibia, Anura, Pelobatidae. Bases 271 to 1848 code for a protein of 525 amino acids. Gene Ontology annotation, biological process: transmembrane transport. The record is from RefSeq and is a predicted model, not a curated record. The transcript is spliced from 14 exons.